Molecule: messenger RNA, 741 nt
Organism: Rotaria sordida
Lineage: Eukaryota; Metazoa; Rotifera; Eurotatoria; Philodinida; Philodinidae
Source: the annotation of a GenBank genome assembly
AUGUCGUCCAUCAAUUACAAUAAUAAUAAUACUAAUAAUCAAAUACCAUUACGAGAUCCCAAUGCACCACCACGUCUGGUAAGAAACAUAAGUCGUCGUGGUGGUGUUUUAGGGCGCAACAAUAAUUAUUUAGGGCGUAACAAUAACUAUUUAGGGCGCAAUAAUUAUUAUAUAGAUGGCAAUCAAUUUUAUCGUCGAAAUAGAGGCAAUAUAUUUAAUUAUCGACGUUAUCCUCCAAAUUAUUAUCGUCGAAAUUUCUUUUAUAAUCGGAAUUAUCGGAUACCACGACAAUAUUUUAUUCCAAAUGAUAUAGGUGGAUAUGGUUUCGUAGGUCAGCGACAACAACAACAAUUAAGACCAAUUCAACCGGUUAGAUCUUCUAGUCGGCGUCGAUUUAACAAUCGUCCAAGAAGACGAGGUCCACGAACAAUUCGUUUAAAUGAUUUUAUGCCAACUGAAUUACGUGAACCUUCACCAAAUCUUCCACCGGAAUUUAAUAUCGCUACAACAACAACUACGGAUGUUCCACCAGAUGCAUUACCACAGCGUGAAAGAUUUGCUCAAAGAAAUACGACUCAACCUUUUACAAAAAUUAAUCGAUUAACAACUGCUAUUGCUGAAGCAUGUGCUACUAUUUCAGAAUUACAAAUUCAAUUAUCUACUUAUUGGAUGCAAACAAUUUCUGAAACUACAAAUCAAAGAUUAGCUCAAACAACAGCUAAUAUAGUAGCUAAACAAUAA